Molecule: messenger RNA, 903 nt
Organism: Exophiala spinifera
Lineage: Eukaryota; Fungi; Ascomycota; Eurotiomycetes; Chaetothyriales; Herpotrichiellaceae
Product: 2,3-diketo-5-methylthio-1-phosphopentane phosphatase
Exons: 4
Coding region: 1-903 (300 amino acids)
Molecular function (GO): magnesium ion binding; acireductone synthase activity
Source: RefSeq, a predicted model, not a curated record
AUGGUAUCAACAAGAUCAGGCAAGCGCUCGCUCAGUCCUGUCGCUCCAGUACUUGGAGAACGAUCAGUCAAGCAUCGCCGGGAUGUCGUGGAAAAGGCGGAGGACGCAUCGACACCACCAAAGCCUGAAAAAGACCAGGUCACCGAUCGGAAAGCCAAGCAAAUACUGAAAGGUGUCAAGCUUGUGCUUCUUGAUAUAGAGGGCACCAUAUGCCCGAUCACCUUUGUCAAAGAUACCUUAUUUCCAUACGCCCUGAAGACGCUCCCGCACAUCCUCAAGACGAAAUGGGACGAUCCGGGCUUCACCGAGUAUCGCGACGCAUUCCCUGAAACAGCUCGGUCGUCGCCGGAAGCGUUCCAGGCGCACGUCCAGGACCUGAGCGAGCGGGACGUCAAGAUUGCCUACUUGAAAAAUCUGCAAGGCUAUCUGUGGGAAGACGGCUACAAGAACCAUGUCUAUUCGACACCGAUAUACCCAGACGUUCUGGCAGCCUUUGAUUCAUGGUCAUCUGCGUCGGCCACCUCAGCCAGCAAGGAAAUUGCCAUCUACAGCAGCGGAUCGAUCUUUGCGCAGAAACUCUUGUUCCAACACAUCAAGGAUCCAGCAUUACCCGACGAUCCCAAAGCCAUUCUGGAUCGGCGUAACAUCAUACAAGACUGGUUUGACACGACGAAUGCUGGGCUUAAACACGAGACGAGCAGCUACGAGAAAAUUGCCCAGGCGUUGGGAAAGGAUCCAUUGGAAAUCUUGUUCCUGAGUGACAACGUCAAGGAAGUACGUGCUGCACUCGGCGCAAAUAUGAAAGCCGUAGUGGUGGACAGACCUGGGAAUGCGCCUCUGUCGGAAGACGACAGGCAGGAUUUGGAUAUCAUAGAAAGCUUCGAGCAUCUCGAGCUGUACUGA